Messenger RNA from Musa acuminata AAA Group (dessert banana), 2790 nucleotides. Its product is annotated as E3 ubiquitin-protein ligase AIRP2. The transcript is spliced from 6 exons. The coding region runs from base 551 to 1171 and encodes 206 amino acids. Gene Ontology annotation, molecular function: ubiquitin protein ligase activity. The record is from RefSeq and is a predicted model, not a curated record. Gene Ontology annotation, biological process: protein ubiquitination. Lineage: Eukaryota; Viridiplantae; Streptophyta; Magnoliopsida; Zingiberales; Musaceae.
CACGGGCGUCCGUCCCCGUCCACGUGGCGCUUGUCCGUCGUCCUCCCCUCCCUUUACCCCCUCCGCCCUCUCUCUCUCUCUCUCUCUGUCUCUUCUAAGCAACCUACAGAUCAACGCUUGCAGAGUGCAGCAGAGUGAUCAAAGGAGGCAACUUUCCUUUUUAUCUUCCUACGGCUUCCAAAGAGAAGAGGCAGGGGGGGAUAGAGAGGAGGAGGAGGAUGAGGAAAAGAGAAGAAGAAUAAGAAGAAGAAGAAGAAGAAGAAGAGGAGGUUUAGGAUUUGGGGUUUUAGAGGAGGAACUUUUAGGGUUUCGAUUCCUUUGGAUGAUUGGAAGGAGGAGAUGUUGUCCGGUGGUUCCAUGCGGAAAUCAUUCAAGGACUCACUGAAGGUUCUUGAAGCUGACAUACAGCACGCAAACACUUUACUAUUGGAUUUUAGAUUAAUCUGUGGGAUUGCGAUGUUCCUGAUGAUGGUCUGAGAAUCAGAAAAAGGAUAAAUUUUCUAUUAGGGCUUCGGAUUUCCCUACAGACUAUGAUGGUGCAUGCCUUCAAAUGCGAAUGUCAUACAGUUCAGCUGCCCAUUUGUUUCUUUUUCUUGUGCAGUGGACAGAUUGUAGCCUUGCUGGGGCACUUGGGCUCCUCAGAAUUAUGAUAUAUAAGGUUCACAUUGAUGGAUCAACGACCAUGUCAACUCAUGAAAGAAAAGCUAGCAUUAAAGAGUUCUAUGCUGUAAUUUUCCCCUCCUUGCUUCAACUACAAAAAGGUAUAUCUGAUAUGGAAGACAAAAAACAAAAGGCAGUAUGCUUGGAGAGAUACAGACGAAGAGAUGACAAUGAACGGAAGCAGUUCUCUGAAAUAGAUGCUGAAAGAGAAGAGGAAUGUGGGAUUUGCAUGGAGAUGAACAGCAAAAUUGUAUUGCCCAAUUGCAGCCACGUGAUGUGUAUGAAAUGCUACAGAGAAUGGAACUCAAGAUCACAGUCAUGUCCCUUCUGUCGUGAUAGCCUCAAGAGAGUAGACUCUGGCGAUUUAUGGGUAUACGUGGAUCACAGAGAUGUAGUUGACAUGGCAAUGCUGAUGCGCGACAGCAUCAGACGCCUAAUCAUGUACAUAAAAAAGUUGCCAGUGGUCGUUCCGGAGUCCGUCAUCGAUGCUUAUGAUUCUCAUGUUAGGUGACGUGGAAAAGCAUCUGGUCAACUUCCACGGAUUCCUUAACGCUGCCAGCGGUUUGCUCAAUUAGCUUAAUUAAUUUGUGCUUUGGAUAUCAUUCUGAUUCAUGUUUGGAAGCUGCUGCUAAUUUUUAAGCGGCCUAUGGACUUCAGAAGCUAUGUUGGGAGACAUCCAUCGAGCAACUUCAGCACUAUGUAAAUGUCUGUACAGUUAGUCAACUUGAAAGUUAUGAACCAUUUCAGUGUCAGCAUAGUAAGCACUAACUGGUGCCAAUGCCAGUGCUUAAGCUAUUUCUAGCUAUUGUUGUAUGUGGGUGCAUCGCAUUGUGGAUGGGUUACUCUUCUCGGUUAAAAGAGAACAUUCCGGUCUCGGAUAAAUGGUCAUCUGUAAUGCUGUUGUGCCGCAUUUGCUGUGACAGUAAACCAUGGACAUCAUCCUCUGCGCUACAUAUUGAAGUGGUAUGUUGCAGCUUUUGAAGUGAGUUCUGUGAGGUUAUUUUUCCUGCCUUCAUUGUGGCUUGCAGUAUUUUCUCCUGAAUGGAUCGUUCUAGAUGGUUUCGGUUGUCUUGUGUGAUCAAGGAACCUGUCGUUUACUGGAAUUACAUGGUAAAUUGGUGGUGAGGAAGAUGAAGGCGCAGCUGGAAAUUGAAAGCUGCAUGUUUAAGCUCAGCAUUCAAACAACUCUCAUGUCAAGGUGGUGGCCAUUGUGGAUCUGUGGCAGUGCUGAGACAUGAGAAGCUGGGUGUGGUGGAGGUGCCGGUCAGGUGUUCGACGCAUUGUUGAAGUCGGCAUUGUCGAUAUCUGUGCUUUCAACCAGCAGCUCUAUCUGAAGGCAAGAAGCCACUUGGACGAUGCGUAGAACACCAGUUUGUCUUCUUGGAACUCUGUCUUCAGGCUAAAGUAUAACGAUUCUGAUAAUAGUAAUAAGAGUUAUAAUGACGUUAAUAAUUACAACAUUGAUAUUAAAAUAGGAGCUUUAUGGCAACCCACAACUACGUUUCGGCUGCCCUUUUCUUGUAGUGUCCGCCUCUUUUCUCUGACUCUGAGGCUUUCUUUUUGGCUUCUCUUCCGAUUGCUCCUUACACGUCACGAACCGAAGCAGGAGACGAAACCCGGCGUCGUGAGAUCCGGGAGCGGGCGGCUCAGAUGGCGACGGAGGAUGACUCCCAGAGCAUGGUGUCGACCUACGGGAAGCUGGAAGGGGUGGCGAUGUGGGUAGGAGCGAGCGUGGUGUCCGCCUUCUUCGCCUCCCUCGAGCGCUGCUCCUGCAUCAACCUCAGCACCACCGAGGACGACGGCGACGACCUCGAGGAGGCCAACGACCGCCCGCUCAUGCUCACAAAGCCCGUGCUCCACGACGAGGAGAAUCCCAAACCUUCCUCCCUCUGAUCCAGUCGACUCCCUCGUCAUCACCGUGGAACCCUAAAUCCUUGAAAUCGUUCGGUUCGUGGCAUCGUCGAUCUCGAUAUGUUUCUUGUUUCUCUCUCGUGUCGUGGUAUUUCCUCUCUUUAACUCUUCAUGUGUUGAUCCAUGCCUUUCUUUCCUACCUGUGUAGAUCUGAGUUUGCCUUAGAAACCUGAUCUUUGGAAGUGACAAUCGUGAAAAUAUUGUGUUUCCUUGUCGUGA